Molecule: messenger RNA, 2415 nt
Organism: Capsella rubella
Lineage: Eukaryota; Viridiplantae; Streptophyta; Magnoliopsida; Brassicales; Brassicaceae
Product: transcription factor GTE7
Exons: 3
Coding region: 239-2002 (587 amino acids)
Molecular function (GO): protein binding
Source: RefSeq, a predicted model, not a curated record
UCAUCGGCCAUCCCCCAAAACCCCUCUUUUCAUCUUCUUCUUUUUUUUUGUUUUCUAUCCUUGCAAGCUUUCAAAUUUUUAUUUAUUUUCCCGAUCGGCGGAAUUUUCGCCGGUGAUGUAAUUUUGCCGCUCUUUUUUGGAGGUGAAAAUUGUUUUUUUUUUUUGUUUUUUUUGGUUAUUCUAAAGAACAAGCUCUCGAAAAGAGUGGAAGAAAACACGACAUGACCUUGCGAUUCGUAUGGCACCGGCUGUUUUGGCUACCUUAAACGAACCCUCGUACCUGGAACAAUGCGGCGCCGUUUUUAUGAGGAAAUUUACAAACCAAUCCCUCCCCGAAAACACCAAUCACCUUCCUCCUCUCCUCAACCCUAACCCUAAUUUCGACAAGAGCAAUUCCAGCAAGCAGUUCGAUGAUUCGUCAAGUUUUGGAAGCUACGCUACUUUUAAUGUCGCUGGGUACACCUCCAAUCAGCUCAGGGAGUUGAAGAAGCGUUUCACCUCUGAGCUCGAGCAGGUUCGGAUCUUGAGAGAACGGAUCGAGUCAGGGACGUUCGAUACUCAGCAAUCUUAUACUUUACCAGAGGUACCCGCCGUUCGAUCAGCUCCCUUGAAUAGCUUCGCCGGUCAAACGAAUGAACUUGGACCGAAAAAGAAGAAGCAGAAGAAAAAUUUGUCAGCUCUGAAGCGAUGCAAUCAAUUGGCUUUGGAUCCGGAGUCGGAGAAAUUGUUGGCUGGUAUGUUGAAUACUUGUGGCCAGAUCUUGGUGAAGCUGAUGAAGCAUAAGUGGGCGUGGGUGUUCAAUACCCCUGUUGAUGUGGUUGGCUUAGGGCUUCAUGAUUAUCAUGUGAUCGUGAAGAAACCUAUGGAUCUGGGUACCGUUAAGUUGAAUCUUGACAAGGGGUUCUACGUUUCGCCGCUUGAUUUUGCUACCGAUGUUAGAUUGACAUUCAACAAUGCAAUGGCGUAUAACCCAAAGGGACAAGAUGUGUUCUUUAUGGCUGAGAAGCUUCUUGAUCAUUUUGAUGGAAUGUUCAACCCCGCAUUCAAGAAAUUCGAGGCUCAGCAGCGAAAACUCACUGGUUCAUCUUCUCGUCCUGAACCUGAGUUCAAAGCCGAGUUUAAACCUGAGUUCAAGCAAAGACAGUGGAAUCAGGACCCCAUGGUGGCGAAUCCGAGGAAAGGGACUGAACAAAUAUCUAUAGCUAAGAAGCUUGAUUCAGUGAAGCCGCCUCAACCUACAUUGCCUCCUCAAUUAGUCGAGCCUACACGUGUGCAAUCUCCUUCUCCUCCUCCCCCGCCUCCUCCGGUGGUUCAACCUCGGCCUCAGUCACCACUUCCGCAGCCCGUUACUGAAGUAGAAGUACCUCCUGAUUUGAGUGAAGUGACAAAGGGGAGGAAAGGGAAGUUGCCUAAGCCUAAGGCCAAGGAUCCAAACAAAAGAUUGAUGACAAUGGAGGAGAAGUCUAAGCUUGGUAUGAAUCUACAAGACUUACCUCCUGAGAAGCUUGGACAGUUGGUUCAGAUUCUCAAGAAGAGAAACGGACAUUUAGCUCAAGAUGGAGACGAAAUUGAGCUCGAUAUAGAAGCUGUCGAUAAUGAGACUCUAUGGGAGCUUGAUCGGUUUGUGACGAAUUACAAGAAGAUGGCUAGCAAAAUCAAGCGCCAAGGGUUUAUCAGGAACGUCACAACUCCACCUAGAAACAUGACCUCGUUGGCAGAAAUAGGUAGUGCGGAGAAAAGAACGAGAAAAGGAGAUGGAGGGGAAGAGGAUGUAGACAUUGGAGAAGACAUACCAAUAGAAGAUUACCCAUCAGUAGAGAUCGAAAGAGAUGGUACUGCAGUAGCAGCAGCUGCUAGUAGUGGCUCUAGUUCUUCAGGCAGUUCCAGUUCUAGUAGUGGGUCCUCGUCUAGUGAUUCAGGGUCAGGAGGGAGUUCAUCAGGUAGUGAUUCUGAUGCAGAUAGCGUUCAAUCGCCAUUUGUGGAAGCAAAAGAAGCUCAAUGAUAGAAUCAUUUGGGAUUUAGCCAUUAUUUAUGUCCUGAAGUACUAGGGAACGUUUAGCUGUGGGGGUGUAAAGGGAGGAGGGAAGGAUAGGAAUGGAUUUGUUGUUUCUUUGGAUACAAACCUUAGGAAGCAGUUUUAGUUAGAGAAAAAAUGUAAUGGAUAGAUAGAGAGGACGCUAGUUUAAGCAAGAAGAGUUCGUUAUUUAAUUACCUGUUAGAUUUAGGAGUUGUUUAGUGUAAUUGUGAAAUGCUGAACAGUGGGUGAGAGUCUUUUUGGGUUUUAUGACAUUUAUAUUUUUCUUGUUGCUGUUAGUGUUAAAGAGUUUGGUUGUGGAAGAGAAGAAAGAAAUCUAUGCUAUGUAGUAGCUGAGAGAUGUAAAUGGUUGAAAUAUCAGAAAAGAUCUUAUUCGUUGA